UAAAACGAUCGAAAAACGUUUUUGGUAAUUGAAAAUUAAGGUAUUUAUGGUCUAGAACGUAAACAAAUAAGAUCCAAUACAAUAUCUUAACUAAACUUACCACCCAAUAAAAUAAUUAUUGAAUGUCUUACCUUUCACAAUACGGUAAACAUUCCAAAAAUAUUUAUGAUUAAAGUAUAGACAUUUUUCAUUUAAUUAAGAACAGCGCGGACAUCACUAGUUCGAAUUUCAAAAACUGUUCGACUAGAAUUUACCGCUAACGCGUUCAUACCUUAACUUUUUUUAAAUUUAGUUUGGAUCAUAGAUACCUAGCAGCGCUUCGUUGUGUUUAUUUUGUGCCAGUGACUUACAAUCGAUAGAAGAUAAUCGAUCGAAAGUGGAGUGGUACUCGCGCGGCUUGGUGAGGAUAUCGCCAGGUUCCAGGGAGUUCAUCAUCUGGGUAGACGAGAAAGGCGUCAAAAUGGCACCCUUGACAGAUACCGACCAAGGGCACGCGGCGGCCCCGGAAGUCCCAGACCCUGGCAAACCUACAGAGCCCAUAGACACGGCACGGUUCCUGCAAGACGUUGUCGAUGGCAUGGCGGCAGAGAGCGAUUACGAGUCGGAGUCCACUACUGAGCAGAUGGCCAGUGAAGCUUCACAGACAGUCCAGAUUGUUCGACUUGUAGUUGAGCCGCCGAAGAGGGUGUACAGCUGGGCCAUGUCGGCAGGAGAUCGGGAGUCCGAGGCCCAGGCCAAGAAGGGCGAGGAGGGCGCGGGCGGGGACCGAGACUCCCGCGCCGCCGCCGCGCUCAAGAAGAACUGGUGUGUGGGACUCAGGAUUACUGAACUGGUUAUCACGGUGAUCGCCAUCGGGCUUGUGACAGGAGCGCUAACUUCACCCUACAUCGUCCAGUCCAGACUGUCGCACAUCGCUGUCAUUUUCUCUGCUUACUCAAGUUACAUCAUCAUCACCGGCAUCCUGAUCCUCGCGCGGCUGUUCGGCGAGUCGGCGGGAUGGAAGACCUCCAUCGGCUUCUCCGUGCUCGGGGUGAUUAUGUUCACCGCCGCUGCUGCCGUCAUUUUCUAUGAUUGGCACACUUCGUACUACGUGGUGAUCCGACCUAACAAGCAAGCUUACGAUCUCCUUCUAUCGUCCGGCGUGUUUGCGGUGCUAGGCGCGGCUGUUUUCAUGUUCCACGCCUUCUUCACUUUCCGGAAGGAAGCAGACAUUUAAAAAAAAACAAUCACUCUACUUUUACUAUGUGUCAGAAAUGCCAGUACUGUGUCAAUCUAAACAAAUAAAAAAAAAGCGAUACAGAGAUAUGGAACGCAUUCUGUUUGAUCUUCAAUCUUAAUAUUUUAUCUCUUUUAUAAACUGCCUUGUUUAAUUCAUAAGUUUCUUAUUAAAGUUUAGUUACUUAGUGUUAAAUAUUUUUAUUAGCUCUGAUGGGGCAUGUAAUUUAAUGCAAUUAAUUUGUAAAUAAUUUAUUAAGAAACCGUUAGUUGUCCUCAUAGAGUAGCUAUUCAGGUUUUCAAAUCCAGUUUUACUUUGUAAAAAUGAUAAUGUAGGUAAAUAUGUAAAUUGUCAAUUUUGUCCUAUGCAGCAGCUCAAAAAGUAAAAUACAGAUUUCUUUAUGGCAGCAUUUUUAUUAUCGUUCAUUCUGGCCGAGGGAGUGCAAGUUACGUAACAUUAAGUUUUAGGAUAAUUUUCGUAGUAUAGAUUAGUUUAUUCUUCUUGCAGAAAGAUGUAUAAGAUCAGGUUGUAAACUGAGGUAUUAUGCACAAGAGACGAAAUUUAAAAUAAAAAAGUCAUGGUCUCCUAAAAGUUUAUUUUAUUUGAAACGUCUGGUGAAGGCCUUAUUCAAACGGGUUGUGUAAAUGUGGUUUUGAAGAUUGUUUGUUUCUUUUUAGGAGCAUUGUACGGUUUAGUAUUUAAGAGUUUUUAAACCAACGAGUAUUACUUAAAUAUUUAGUGUUAUCUUUUUGUCUUUUAUUUCUUUAGUAGACAAAGCUUACAUUACAAUUGUUAGUAACUUUUUAAAAUUUCGCGCGCAUGAUUGUUUGACACUUGCCACAGAUAGAGUAAAUACGAUACAGCGUCAUAGGUGCGUGCGUAUAAUAAACAAAUUAUAAUAAAAAUUGUACCAACUUAGACAACUUUGAUUGUAUUAGAGGUUUUUCAUGGAUGUUUAAAAUGACAUGUUUUUCAUUUGUUUGUAAUACUUUAGAAAUAAUUUAGAUAUAAAUUGUAAUCGUAAUUGUUAAUACUGAAACAUUCCGCUAAAACCAAAUUUAAUGUUAGUGUGUAAGUGCGUGUCGUACACAGACAUGGAAAAUUUAUAUAGACGUUAGAAAAAGGUGCGAAAUUAAAACUUUUGACGAAGAGAUAAACGUUAUGACCUAAUGAGUAUGCUUUAUUAUUUGAAAGUUGUUACUAAAGUUUUUUGUUUUGUUUUGCAGGCAUAGAAAUAAAAGGAAGUCUUGUUUCGAUUCACCAGAUUGUCACAUGUUUGAUGGCAAUGGCAUAGGUUAAACUUAAGAGCACAAUUUAACGCAAUCAGGAGUUGGAACUGCAUUUUUCAUUUGAAUUAAUUCAAUCAUAGUAGGUAUGGAAAUUUUUAUAGGUCAUAAUGAUAUUUAAAUCUGCAAUUGGAUUUUUAAUAUUCCCUUUUUUGUAUGUUCAGAUUUUGUCAAGAAGAAGUUUUUGAUUUUUUUUAUAAAUAUAUAAGUAACGUAUAAGCAUUUAAAGACAAAAUACGGUAUAAAAAUCAAAGCGUUGCUUUCAAAAUCACUUAAUAUUAACUUAAAUAAUAUGUUAGUUCUUUCAUAGGUUUAUGUUAAAUAAUUAUUACUUUUAUUGAAAGGGAGAACCAAAGCAGUAAUCAGUAUCCGUCCACCAGUAGUUUUAGUUUAUUAAGUUUCCUUUCAUUUUAACACCGACCUUCACUUAUAUGAUUCUGUAUUUCUGUAUCUUUUGUAAUAAAUUAAAUAAAAUAGAUUAUUUUUCAUCAUCAAAAUAGGUUAUUUAAUAGAGUUUAUUUGGUAUUUAAUCUAAGAAAAAUAAAUAGUAAUGUAAAUGCAUGUAAACAGUACACUGGCGCUAAUGUUACCUUAUUUAUCCACGACCGCAACAAAAGGUACCCGCGACACGCACAGAUAAUUAUAUUAAAAUAUUAUUGUAUAUAUAUACAUUGUAUCCGUUGUAAUUGUUUAUUAAAUAAAUGUAAUUAAACGUC
This is a messenger RNA of Leguminivora glycinivorella, 3218 nucleotides long. RefSeq lists its product as uncharacterized. Bases 461 to 1216 code for a protein of 251 amino acids. NCBI's taxonomy places the organism in Eukaryota, Metazoa, Arthropoda, Insecta, Lepidoptera, Tortricidae. The transcript has 6 exons. Gene Ontology annotation, biological process: septate junction assembly. The record is from RefSeq and is a predicted model, not a curated record.